Molecule: messenger RNA, 2462 nt
Organism: Carassius auratus (goldfish)
Lineage: Eukaryota; Metazoa; Chordata; Actinopteri; Cypriniformes; Cyprinidae
Product: GTP-binding protein Di-Ras1-like
Exons: 2
Coding region: 223-819 (198 amino acids)
Biological process (GO): signal transduction
Cellular component (GO): membrane
Molecular function (GO): GTPase activity; GTP binding
Source: RefSeq, a predicted model, not a curated record
UGUGUGUGUAUGUGUGUGUGUGUGAUAGAGAGAGAUCGAGAGAGUGCUCUACAGAGAGAGGUAGAGAGGACUGCCGUUGAGAUUGGACUCUAUCACGUCUUCAUUAUUAGUCUAAAAUGCUUUAGUACCUGCCAUUCAUCUGUGCUGUCAGUCAAAGAUCAGUCACGCGGGAUAUACGUUAAGUUCAGGUCUAGAAAGCAGUGGUGCAACUGAAGGCCCAAGAUGCCAGAGCAGAGCAACGACUACCGUGUGGUGGUGUUUGGCGCAGGGGGUGUAGGGAAGAGCUCACUUGUGCUCCGUUUUGUGAAAGGCACUUUCCGGGACACCUACAUCCCAACAGUGGAGGACACGUACCGGCAGGUGAUCAGCUGUGACAAGAGCGUCUGCACCCUACAGAUCACAGACACAACUGGCAGCCACCAGUUUCCCGCCAUGCAGCGUCUGUCCAUCUCCAAGGGUCACGCAUUCAUCCUGGUCUACUCCAUCACUAGUAAGCAAUCCCUGGAAGAAUUAAAGCCCAUAUACCAGCAGAUUCUCGCUAUUAAAGGCAACAUAGAGAACAUCCCCAUCAUGCUCGUGGGAAACAAGAGCGAUGAGACUCAACGGGAAGUGAAGACCGAAGAUGGAGAGGCCCAGUCCAAGAUCUGGAAGUGUGCUUUCAUGGAGACCUCAGCUAAGACUAACCACAAUGUCACUGAGCUUUUCCAGGAGCUUCUCAAUUUGGAGAAGAAGAGGAACAUGAGUUUGAACAUCGAUGGCAAGCGUUCUGGGAAGCAAAGCAGGGCUGACAAGCUGAAGGGGAAAUGCAGCAUCAUGUAAAGUGCUUGUUAGAGCCUGAACUGGGAUGUGGUGAGAUAAAGUGAAGAUAUAGAGUGAUAAAAUAACAAAGGAAAGGAACCGAGGAGAGAAAAAUGAGUGAAAAUGGUGUUAUUUGAAAUUUCAUGCUUAUUUCCGAUAACAAGGAUUUUACUAUAACAUCUCAAAUUUCAUCCUUCUCCAUCAGUCUUUGGCCUUAACAAGCACUGACCUGUUCAUAUUGCCUUGUCUGUUUCUAUUACAGAGCAUGGCCACCUUCUCUCACAUCUGAGAAAUACUCAGAUAGCAAUCGAUUCUUAAACAGCCCUUUUUGAGUUCAUGAUGAAAUUUUUUCAUUAAAUAGUUGCUCCUGCAUAGCUAAAGCAGAGUCAGGAUUUAACUUGACUUUAGGCUUAGACUUUGCAUAGUGACAACUAAAAUUUAGUUUUGUUUAUUUAUUCAAACGUUCCUUUCAGGUUGAGGAAGUAGUGUCAGAAUGAGAUUAUAUGACAAUAUAGUCAAACCAUCCUUUAAUACUCUUUGUUACAGGCUCUGUGAAUCCACUUUUAUUUGUUAUCCUCAUAACAUUUUGAUGAUUACUUUUGCAUCUCCUUAGUUAUCUUAAAUAAUGCCAACCAAUAUGUACAACAAUCAUUUUGUUAAACAUUAGCAACAUACAAUAGAAAAUUAUGAUGCUUGAAAAAUUAUUACCUGCAGUUACAUCAAGGCAGAUCAAAAAUCUGAUAAAUCAUAUUUCAUGCAGAUGCACACAUGCUUAUGUAAAACAGCAAGUACUCAUCAUAAUCAUAAUCUCUGGUAUUCAGCUGCCCUACUAAUUUGGAGUGAGCUAGAAUCUUCAUCAUCAUUUUUUAUGUUUUUCAAGAUAAACUGCUUAUAUUUUUAGUAAGUAUAACUGGAACAAUAACAAAUGUAGCCCUCUUAAAGUCAAUCAGUGCAUUUUGACAGCAAAACUAAAUUGAGGCUUUCCUAACACAACCAAAGUCUUCUAACCCUGUUUAUCAGAGACUAAUGUGAACAUUGAUGAACAGAUAUAAUAUGGCUGAUAUAAUAUAAUCUGAAGUUAUGAUCUUUUUAUGAUAACAUUGAAACAUUUUAAAUAUUUUUCUACAAUAAUUUUUAUAUGCAUCACAGUGUCAGACAUUACAGGAAUUUUUAAGUUGAAACAAAUUCAGUUUUUGUGCUCUUAAUCUGCUAAUCAGCCUUUGACAAAAGAAAUCUCUUGUUUCAAAGGGCCUUGAUUGUAUAGCAUUAUAUUUCAUUUAACCAGCUGAUUGGCUUUGUACAUUGAUGUGAUGUUUAUAUGUUUUAAGGGUUGUGCAUGACAGAUCUGAGUAGAUGCAGACAACAUUAUUUAUCCAUGUUGUGCUGGUUUGUUUACUUUACUAUGUAAAAAGCUAGGUUUUGAACAGGGUACACCAGAAAUGAGUAGAAAAAGAAAGCUUUACACAACAGAAAACGAAUACAAAGUAAACAGACAAAAAAGAAUUCAUGUGGUUUAUUUUAUAUAUAUUAUUAUACUAAUCCUGUAUAAGAAGCAACUUAUAUAAGUAUAUCAAACAUUCAAAUUUAGAAUGAUAAAACCAUACAUUUCAUUUUGGCACAGGUAGAAAAAUAGGGUUAUAAAUAUGUAAUAGAGUAUUAUAUCC